[Torrubiella] hemipterigena is the source of this 8311-nucleotide messenger RNA. NCBI's taxonomy places the organism in Eukaryota, Fungi, Ascomycota, Sordariomycetes, Hypocreales, Clavicipitaceae. The record is from the annotation of a GenBank genome assembly.
CACGGUUACACGUUAGUGUCGUCGCUAAGACUGCGCGCUGUCAUGCACCGCUAGAUCCGAAUGCACUGGCAACGCGCGGGCAUAUCGGCGUUGCCUCAAAACCCUCUGGCGCAGGAGUGCGGCCUCCUACGUGGCCGGCGACGAAUGGCCCUGCGUGCUGCAGGCCCUAUGCUCAGCUGAAGCCUAGCGGGAGCCUGAUAUGCCCUGGAGCUAUUUUUACUCGCUGCUGGUUGAGUAGCAGCUGUGCUCGCUGAUUGCGCUCGAAAGGGUUACAUGUUGCCUUUUUGUUCGCGUUGGUAAAAGUCUUCCAUUUCUAUUCGCUGCGGCGUGGCGGCAAGGGGAUUCCGCACUAUUCAUGCUGCGCAGCGGAGCGCAGCCUGCUUUUGGAACGGCGGCGCAUAUUGUGCAGCAGCAGCAGCCCGACCCGAUGGGGGCAAGAAAGAGAGGGAGCUAGCUAGCUAAUGGAGGCGUUCGUUUUGGGCUACGGCGCUAUUCUGUUGAACGAUGGGCUGGUGGCAGCGAUAUCGAUCUUUUCCCAUGUAUUUUGUAUUAGUAGGAGCUGGCGUGGAUGCACGCGGCAGCAUGACAUGGCACGGUCUUCGGCGACAAGUUGCUGUUCGGCCGCCUGUGAUAAGUGCCGUCUGCCCGUCUUCUUUUCUGUAUAGCUCUUGGUAUGUCCGUUGAAGAGCUCUCGGUGUUUUUCCUCAAGUUGCUACACUUUGGCCAGCUUCUUGUUGUUGACUUACACCUUGUAUAUACACGACACUACGCACAUACAAGACGACACUAGAAAGCUUUGCACUACUUACAACAACAUAAAAUAUUCUCUACUGACGACUAUAUGGACGACAUUGCUGUUAUUGGCCUGGGACUUCGGUUCCCAGGCAAAGCCAACACACCAGAGGGCCUCUGGGAGGUGAUGGUCGGGGGAGAAUCGCAGUGGUCCGAGUUUCCCAAAGACCGGCUCAACAUUGACGGCUACUUUCACCCGUCUGGAAACAGACAAGGAUCAAUUUCGUUUCGUGGCGCGCAUUUCCUCAAGGACGACGUGUCCCUGUUUGACGCACCAUUUUUCUCCGUCCCCGCCGACGACGCCAAAGCCAUCGAUCCCCAGCAGCGGAUACUUUUGGAAGUCAGCUAUGAGGCGCUCGAGAGCGCGGGACUCCGAAAAGAAGACCUCGACGGCAGCGAUACUGCUGUUUACGUAGGUUCCUUUGUAAAAGAUUAUGAGCAGAUUUGCCUUCGGGACCCAGACUGGCAGCCGCAGUAUGCCGCCACAGGCAACGGCAUUGCCAUUAUGUCGAAUCGCAUUUCAUAUUCUUUCAAUAUGCACGGACCGAGCAUGACGGUCGAUACGGGAUGUAGUGGUAGCCUUGUAUCGGUACAUCUAGCCGCUCAGAGUCUGCGCAAUGGAGAAUCCAAAGUGGCAAUUGCGGCUGGCGCCGGCCUCAUCCUCACCCCCAACAGUAUCAUGCCCAUGACGGCGCUCAACUUUCUCAGUCCCAACGGCAAGUGCUUUACUUUUGACGCGCGUGCAAACGGAUACGGCCGCGGCGAAGGUAUUGGAGUAGUUGUCAUGAAGCGUCUGGAAGACGCCCUGCGCGACAACGACCCGAUCCGCUCCGUCAUUCGGGCGACGAGUGUGAACCAGGAUGGCAAAACAACAGGCAUCACAUUACCAAGCAAAGAAGCCCAGGUUGCCAACAUUCGCUCUGUGUAUGCCUCGGCCAAUCUCGACUUCAACCAAACAGGCUAUGUGGAAUGCCACGGUACAGGGACACAAGCUGGCGACUGGCGCGAACUCAAAGCCGUUUCCGAGACAAUUGCGUCUGUCCGAUCAAGGGAUAAUCCCAUCUAUGUCGGUUCGGUGAAACCCAACAUUGGGCAUCUUGAAGGUGCUGCUGGCGUCGCCGGCCUCAUCAAGGCAGUUUUGAUGCUGGAGAAGGGCCAGAUUCCGCCACAGACAAACUUUGAAAAUGGAAAUCCCGAAAUUGACUUUGAAGAAUGGAAGGUCAAGGUUCCGCGGGAAGUGACGCCAUGGCCGGUUCCUGGCUUGAAGCGCAUCAGUGUCAACUGCUUUGGCUUUGGAGGAACGAAUGCCCAUGUCAUUAUGGAUGAAAGCCCGAAACCUCCCAUCAAGAUUGAAGAACAGGCACAGACCACAGAUCAACUCGCGCUUGAAGACACGGCCGUCGUGGAAGCUGUACCUGAGAUUGAGGAAGAUCUGAUUAAUGUCACCUGGAAUGAUAGCGGAGAAGUUCAAGCGGAUACUCCAUUGAUUGACCUAGGGGAACCACAGGUUGCAAUUUCUGCUACUAUUGAGACAGUGGAAGAGGCUUCUAUGCCUGUUGCUCAAGAAACCUCUCCCGAAGAACCCGUCGUUGCCGCUGUCGAGCCUGUCGAAGUGGAAACACCGCCCAACCGACUCUUCUUCUUCUCAUCAAAUCAUAAGAAUGGGCUUCUUGAGACGAUGGCCGCUCAGGCUGAUCACAUAUCGAGAAACAGUACCUCGGCCAAUUACCUGGACGAUCUCUCCUACACACUGACCUGCCGCCGCAGUAACCUUGACUGGCGAGCCUUUACCGUUGCGUCUUCGACAGUAGAUCUGCACAAAACGCUUGUCAGUUACAACCCCGAUACUGCAAAGUCGGUACCAUUUUCCACAGCGCCCUGUAUCUGCUUUACGUUUUGUGGCCAAGGCGCACAGUGGGCUGGCAUGGGCACCACUCUCAAACAGUACGCACCGUUCUGGGACUGCAUUAUCAGUGCCGGUCUCUACUUUAAAGCGGUGCUUGCUGCUCCGUUUGAUCUCGUCGAGGAGCUACUUAAAGAUGAGGCCGAGUCUUCCCUUUCGGCACCUCACAUCUCCCAGCCAGCUACCACAGCCGUGCAGGUUGCUCUUGUAGAGCUAUACAGAGCACUGGGUAUUGUCCCAGAUGUGGUGAUUGGACACUCGUCUGGCGAGAUUGCUGCUGCGUUUGCAACUGGAGCUAUUUCCCGCGAGAGUGCUUGGAGGAUUGCCUACCAACGAGGUGCUCAUGUGAAGAAGCUCACUGAUGAGAGUCAGCAGCCAGGUGCAAUGGUUGCAGUGACAGCGAGCGCUGAAGAGGUCAACAGCCUCAUUGAAGAAUCCGAUAUCAAUGUGCACGCCGCUUGCAUUAACAGCCGCAACUCCGUCACAGUGUCCGGUGUAAAGAGUGAUGUUGAGUCUUUUGCGGAGCUGCUAGAGUCUCGUCAGAUUUUCAACCGCAUAUUGGCUGUAGACGCAGCAUAUCACUCGCCGUACAUGAAGGCCGCUGCAGAUGGUUAUCUGUCAUCGCUUGCAGAUCUUCCUGCACCUUCAGACACUCCCAUCAAAUUCAUCUCGUCUAUGAAAGGCACAUAUGUUCCCUCGGUCGACCUUUCUGGACAAUAUUGGGUCGAGAAUCUCGUAUCUCCCGUUCAAUAUGCCGCCGCCAUCAGUUUUACAGACAGUCUUCCAAAGGGUGAGCGACCCGACGCCUUCAUCGAGAUGAGUCCUUCUUCUGUCCUGCGCAACCCAACUCUCGACGGCUUCCACGAGAACAAGAAACCCGUCUACGUGUCGUCUAUGAGAAGGAAGCGCGAGUGCGAAGAAUCCCUCCUUGAAUCUCUAGGUCUUCUCUGGGCUGCGGGUGUCAAAGUCGACAUGAAAGCACUCGCUCACAUUACAUCGCCCAACAGUCUACCUCAAUGCCUCACAGAUCUCCCAUCCUACCGCUGGAACCACAGCAAGUCGUACUGGCACGAAUCGCAUCUCAGCCUUGCCAACCGGUUCCGAGAAUUCGGGCGGCACGAUCUUAUUGGUGCCCCGACAGCAGACUCUGUCCCGUUCGAGCCGCGUUGGCGAGGAUUCUUACGAGUACACGAGAACCCUUGGAUCCUCAACCACAAGGUACAAAACUUGACAAUCUAUCCUGCAGCAGGGAUGAUUGCGAUGGUCCUUGAGGCAGCCAGCCAAGUCUGUGCGCACGACUUCGACGUCCUGAGCUAUGAAAUUACAGACAUGCACAUUGAGCAGGCUUUAAUCAUACCCGAAACGGAGCACGGGUUGGAAUACGCCUUCAACAUGAAGCAGCUUGGUGGCGGUGUCAAUGAAAAGGGCCCAUUUGAGUUUUGCAUAUACUCCAAGGGAUUCGACAUCGCCUGGAGCAGACAUGCUACCGGUAAUCUUUCUAUUCGGAAGGGCGACUCUACGCUGUCCAAUACAGACUUUGCGUCAAAACAUGCAGAUGCUGCUUCGAGAUGCACUCGUGCUGUUGAAACAAGCCAGGUCUACGACAAGCUCGCAGCAAUGGGCCUCAGCUACGGCCAAUUGUUCCGCAACAUGAAGGAUCUCAUGGCCGGUGAUAACAACAACUGCGUAGCAACGAUCACUGUCCCAGAUACAAAGUCUACAAUGCCUGCCAACUACGAAUAUCCGCACCUGAUUCACCCAGCGACCCUCGAUUCGUUCUUCCAGACACUUCUUGCCAUUCAACCCACGCCCAAGGUCCCAACGUACUUUGAAAAGAUUGUCGUGAGUGCCAAAGGCACAAAUCCAUCCCUACCAAUAGACGCCUACGGAUCUGUGGAAAAGGUUGGUGAGAGGGAUGUGCGUGCUGAUAUCCACGCUUCCGACUCAUCCGGCUUCCAAAUCGCCAUUACCGGCUUGACACUUAGCGCUUUUCAAGCGGAUACGGAUACAUUUAUAUCGAAUCGCCAUAAUUUGUGCACAACGAUAUCAUGGGGCCGAGACAUUGCGUUUCUUGAGAGCAUGACAGCGACAGACAUGAUUAUCUACCAGUGCUUCAAGACACCAGCGGUUGCAGUGUUGCAGAUCGGUGGCAGCGCUGCGUUUGCACUGACAUUAAUGACAUCAGCUCUGCAUUACCGGGCGACAAAGGGACAUCUGAUACACUACACUGUUGUAGAUGCAGACGAUGCGCUUGGAAGCAAGCUGGUAGACGGAUUAAAGGGGACCACUCUGGAAGGGUGUUUUGAGCAUGUGAGAAGUCUGGAGGAGGCAAAUGGGAGAUAUAACGUUACCUUUGUGUUUGAUGGAGCAGGAGAGGUGUCUCUUGAAAACAAAGGCCGUGUCUUUUAUCAGCAGCCGAUCCCUGAUACCAGCCAAGCGGACGACGACGACGACGACAAGCCCCCAACCCUAGAAGAGGAUCUCCUGAUGUACGAAUAUCUAUACAAGCCUUUUGUUGGUGUGGUACUACCGCCUGAUGUUGGUCCGGUACGACAGCCUCAUGUUAGUAUAGUACAACGGACCCUCACCCCUCCGGGACGAAAGCAGCGUGUCGCUUGGUAUCUCAACGGAGUCAUGGACAUUAUUGCAGACAUUCUCCCCGACAUCAGCGAGGACCUUUUGGCAACGGACGUUGCAAACGCAUUCUUCGAGUCCAAGAGCGAGGCAAAGUCAUCAUCACAAUCAAUUGUGGUGUUGAUGCCAACGUCCUGUGAUGUUAAAGUUCGAAUGUUUGCUAAAUGUCUGAAUGCAUCUUUGACCGCGACGACAAAUGCAAAAGUCACAACUCUCACGCUGUCUGAUCUCCAACAAGACACUCUCUGCGACAAAGACGUCAUUUCUCUUCUAGAGCUUGCAGAUGAAGCUUCUCUCCAUGAGACCAUCUUCCACUGGGAUGAGCACUCUUUCCAGACGUUCCAGCGCAUUGCCACCACCUGCAAAAGACUCCUCUGCGUCACGCGCGAAAGCCAGCGCAACGACAGCACGAACCCCAAGAGCGCCGCCCUAUUGGGUCUCACCAGGACAUUGAGGUCUGAGAAUCCGCGCUGCUUCAUUGGCACACUGGAUCUCUCUGCUGAGAGUAUCUCACCAAAUGCCAACGAGAUUGUCACGCGUGUGUGGCAUCAGUUUACAGAUCCCACAAGUCCACUUCCCACGGAGUUUGAGUACGCUGAGAGAGAUGGACAGAUCCAGAUCCCGCGACUUGAGCUUUCUAGGGACUUGAAUGCGGUUAUUGAAAGGCCCAACGAUUCUUACACGUACAGUUAUGCCCCGUUCGACAAAUCACACAAUUGCGAGGAGCUAUAUCUCGCAGGAGACAGGGUCCUAUCACGCGACCUGGGUCACCCAGCAGAUAACCAGGUGCAGAUUUUGUUUGAAGAGACAUUCGCAUUUGGCAGCAAGGAUGACUUCACCAUCGGAGCUGAUUUCCACGGCAAGAUUCACGCUGUGGGGGAUGGUGUGACGAGGUUCAACGUAGGAGACCAGGUAACGGCGUUUAUACCACACGCAGACACAGUCAACAACUUUGUCUGCGUUGAUCAAUGGCUGGCUGCGCCGUUUACUGAGGGUUUCAUCCCAUCGCUCCAUGUAGCAGCGUACUAUGGGCUCGUGACACGCGCGAGGCUGAAAGAUGAGAAUGACAGUGAUGUCGUGUUGGUACACGGGGGCGCCACACCACACGGUAAAGCUGCGAUUCAAGUAUUGGCGGCUUACGAGAUCCGAAUUGUGGCCACUUUACUACCAGAGGAUGACGAUGCAGAUAGAAACGAAUUGGAAGCACUGGGUGUGCCAGCUGAGGACAUCAUUAAUAUCAAUAGCAACUUACCAGCUUCACUGCCUUCUGUGGAUGUUGUCUAUGAUGCAUCUGGCGUCGAUACGCCACUACACCAUCUCAAGAAGACCGGAAUCCUGCUCCGACUCGCCAGCAACCCUCCCCUCACCAAAUACACACCCAUCGAGACAAUCAUCACCAUUGACAUUGCCCAGCUUUCAGCAGACUCCCCCUCCAAAAUCGCAUCCAUCUUCCACAGCGCAUGUACCCUUGCUCACAGCAACCCCAACAUCUUCACUGCGCCAACAUAUCGCAAACACACCGUGUGCAACUUCACUAGCGCAAUCACCACACUCACCCCCCGCACACCCAUCGCCAUUCAAACAUCCUCUACUACCCUUCGCGUCUCGCAAAAGCGCGAAAUCAUAUCUCUCAAAGGCUGCAUCUCGAGUAAUCGCACAUACGUCCUCGUCGGCGGCCUCGGCGGUCUCGGGCGCAAAAUCGCCCAACUCCUCAUCGCCCACGGCGCCAAAUACCUGCACUUCAUAUCGCGCUCUACCACUUUAACCUCUGAACGCCAAACAUGGCUCGACGGCAUUCGAUCCCAGGGCAUCUCUGUAGAAGUCCUCGCAGUCGACAUCACCGACCCCGACUCCCUCUCUGUCCUCCCACAGGACAUUGAAGCCGUCUUCCACUGCGCCGCCGUGAUUGAAGACUCCAUCUUUGACAACAUGACGUACACGUCCUGGAAAGCCGCACUCGCCCCGAAGUUCGCCUCUUGGAACAUUGUCCACGCGUCCCCCACCUCGGCUAUACAAAUCUUCCUCUCCAGCUCGGCCGGCAUCAUCGGGGCCCGGGGCCAAUCCAACUACGCAGCAGGCAACACAUUCCUCGAUUCACUCGCAGGAUACUGCCUAUCUCGCGGACAACCUGCUGUAUCACUUGACCUUGGUCCGAUUGUUGGUGCGGGCAUGCUCCUCGAGAACGAAGACACGCUGCGCGCUCUUCGAAGUAGCGGCUUCAUUGAGAUUCACUACGACGACUUUUUGACAAUCCUAGGGCACGCUCUCCGGCAGCAGUCGUUCGCUGGAUCAGCCACGCCGAAGCAAGUUGUGCUAGGUGUAGGUACCGGUGGUCUCCUCCUUCAAAAUAACCCGGCAGAUCCGUACUGGAGCGGCACGGCCAUCUACGCUGCACUCGACGUGGCGGACCUUAGCCGGACGACAUAUGUACGCGGAGAUGCCCACCAGACGAAAUCGUCAAAACUUGAUCUCGCGAAUGCGCAGAGUGCAACGCACGCGGCAGAGAUGGUCUGCGCAGGUCUGAGGGCCAUGAUGGCGCGCGCGAUGAGUAUGCCCGAGGAGGACAUUGACGUCGGGCGGCCGCCUAAAGCGUAUGGUGUGGAUUCGCUGGUAGCUGUAGGGAUACGCAACUGGAUCGGGGCGAGCUGCGAGGUGGAUGUCUCUGUGUUUGAGCUGCUGAGCGAUGCGAGCAUCUUUGAAGUUGCCGAGGGUGUUGUUGCAAAGUUGCAAUCCGGUGAUGUAGCGACAGCUGGAGACGAGGUGUCAUAGAUGCCCUUCAUCGGUGUCGGAUUGUUCACAGUCAUGGACAGGUCCCGAAUCGUUGUUUAAUUAGAGAGGUAGUAGUGUAACUUGGCCAGAGGACUAUUGUAUAGUCCGGAGUUGGUGGUGUAAGUUGGUUGGAUGUGGAGAUAACCCAAAGAGGCAAUUAGACGGACCUAACAAAUUGACCAUUCGUCCUCAGAUCAAUAGAAUAUCAGCAUG